Amborella trichopoda is the source of this 2328-nucleotide messenger RNA. RefSeq names its product protein CLAVATA3 INSENSITIVE RECEPTOR KINASE 5. Lineage: Eukaryota; Viridiplantae; Streptophyta; Magnoliopsida; Amborellales; Amborellaceae. Gene Ontology annotation, molecular function: protein kinase activity; ATP binding; protein binding. The record is from RefSeq and is a predicted model, not a curated record. Gene Ontology annotation, biological process: protein phosphorylation.
UGAGUGGGUGUCGGGAUAGAGAGAGAAAGCGAGUAGUUGUUCAGCUCCCCCUCCCUCUCCUCUCAUUUUGUGUGCUUCUCUGACACUAGAAUCAGGCAGCAGCGAUUUGGAAUUGAGGCCCGCUGAUCUCUUCCUUCAUGUUUUAUCUGUUCUCUCUCUCUAAAAAACAAACCCCCCAUCUCUCUCAUUCCACGCUUUCUUCAUCAUUAUUCACAUGAAGCCCAGCUCUGCAACUCCCAUGUCUUUUCUCAUCUUCUUCUUCGUCUUCCUGUUCUUCCCUUCUGCUUCUCUCUCCUUUGAACCCCUCAACCAUGAAGUUGAGGCUCUAAUUAGUAUCAGAAGAGAACUGAUUGAUCCUCAUGGGAUCUUAAGUAAUUGGGAUGAAAACUCAGUGGAUCCUUGUAGCUGGACCAUGAUCACUUGCUCGCCUGAAAAUCUGGUCAUUGGCCUAGGAGCUCCAAGCCAGAACUUGUCAGGAACUCUCUCUCCAAAAAUCGGAAACCUCACAAACCUCCAGCAAGUGUUGUUGCAGAACAAUAAUAUCUCGGGAUGGAUACCACUAGAGCUUGGGAAGCUUCCCCACCUUCAAACGCUUGAUUUAUCAAAUAAUAAGUUGACUGGUGCAGUUCCAGAGUCUCUUGGUCAGUUGAAUAGCCUUGAAUAUCUGAGGCUAAACAACAACAGUUUAUUUGGGGUUUUUCCUGCAUCUCUUGCUAAACUCCCUCGCCUUGCUUUCCUGGACCUGUCUUACAAUAAUUUGACUGCACCAGUGCCCAGGUUCCCUGCUAAAACAUUCAACAUCGUGGGGAAUCCUCUGAUAUGCGGUACUGGAAGUACUCAAGAUUGCUCUGGAACUGCAGCACCGGCCGUUCCCUUUCUCCCACUAAACACAUCGUCAAGAAAGUCGAGGACCCACAAAGUAGCCAUUGCUUUGGGAGCAGGCUUUGGAUGUACCUCUCUGUUGAUAUUGGGACUCAGCUUAUUUCUCUGGUGGAAAUACAAGCUCCACAAGCAAAUCAUCCAACAUGAAACCGACCACUCCGAAGGCGAAGAAAUAUGUCUGGGAAACCUGAAAAGAUUCAGUUUCAGAGAACUGCAAACUGCCACUGGUAACUUCAAUCCAAAGAACAUCUUAGGCAAAGGAGGGUUCGGCAACGUCUACAAGGGCUACUUAUCGGACGGCCGAGUCGUGGCCGUGAAACGCCUGAAAGACGGUAGCGCAGCCGGCGGGGAGGCGCAGUUCCAGACGGAGUUGGAAAUGAUCAGCCUCGCCGUGCACAGGAACCUGUUGAGGCUUUUGGGUUUCUGCGCGACUUCGAGUGAGAGGCUUCUUGUUUACCCUUUCAUGGCUAAUGGGAGCGUGGCUUCUCGUCUCAGAGGGAAACCAGCAUUAGACUGGAAUACAAGGAAGAGGAUAGCUCUUGGGGCAGCUAGAGGACUUCUAUAUUUGCAUGAACAAUGUGACCCUAAAAUAAUCCAUAGAGAUGUGAAGGCAGCAAACAUUCUUUUGGAUGAGUAUUGUGAAGCAGUUGUUGGUGAUUUUGGGCUUGCAAAGCUUCUAGAUCACCAGGAUUCUCAUGUAACAACUGCAGUGAGAGGGACUGUCGGUCACAUUGCACCCGAGUAUUUAUCGACUGGUCAAUCUUCGGAAAAAACUGAUGUUUUCGGGUUUGGGAUCUUGCUCUUGGAGCUUAUUACUGGACAGAGGGCACUGGAUUUUGGGAAGGCGGCGAAUCAGAAAGGCGCCAUGCUUGAUUGGGUGAAGAAAGUACACCAAGAAAAGAAGCUUGAUCUUUUAGUUGAUAAGGAGCUUAGAGUUGGUGGCUAUGACCAUAUAGAGGUGGGUGAGAUGGUCAAAGUGGCCCUUUUAUGUACUCAGUUUUUGCCCACACAUCGCCCUAAAAUGGCCGAAGUGGUCCGCAUGCUACAAGGUGAUGGCUUAGCUGAUAAGUGGGAGCCUGGAAAACUCAACAGCAACAACCAUGGCAUGCAUCAUGACCAUAAUUCCAUGCCCAUAGUGGUGACAAUUCACCAUGGCUGUGACCAUGAUGAUGAUGAUUAUGGUGGUGGUGGUGAUGGUGAUGGCGAUUCUUCAUCACUCGAUGUGGAGAACAUGGAGCUCUCGGGUCCCAGAUGAACUUGGUUUGGGACUGAGAGAGAGGAAGUGGUAGAAUAAUUCUUGCUAACCGGUGAUUCUUUCUUUUUUGAUGAUUUUUGUUUACCUUUCUUCUCCUUCAAUUGGGAGGUGUAGUGUAUAAAAACUAAUAUCCGGUUUGUUAUGUUCUAAUCUGUAUAGUUUUGAUGAGAAUUUUCUGAAUUUUGAUGUUA